AUGUGGGCUUUACUGGCUGCUGCUCUCUGCUUGGGAUCCUCUGUUAGUGCUGAACACUCAUGUCCCGAAAUAAAAUAUGUGGCAAUUGGAGAAACUGAUAAGCUGACAAUCCUGCGAGGAUGUCCUGGUCUGCCUGGAGCUCCUGGGCUAAAAGGAGAAGUUGGUUCAUCAGGGGAGAAAGGACUUAAAGGAGACCCUGGAAAGGCCGGACCUGCAGGACAGCCAGGAUCUGCUGGUUCUCCUGGAUUACCGGGACUGAAAGGAGAGAAAGGGGAAUCUAUAUUUUCAGGUCCAGCUUAUGCUCCUCGAAAUUGCAAGGAACUACGGGAGCAAGGGACUUACCUCAGUGGGUGGUACAAAGUAUAUCCAGAUGGAGAGAAUCCUCUUACAGUCUUGUGUGACAUGGAUACAGAUGGAGGAGGAUGGAUUGUUUUCCAGAGACGGUAUGAUGGCAGUGUGAAUUUUUUCAGAGAGUGGAAUGACUACAAGCAGGGGUUUGGUAACCAGCUUAGUGAGUUCUGGCUGGGAAAUGAAAAUAUUCACCGCCUUACAUCUACAGGAACCCAUACACUUCGAAUAGAUCUGACAGAUUUUGAACAUAACUACAGUUUUGCCACCUAUGCUUCAUUUGCCCUAUCAGGAGAAAGCAACAAUUAUACGCUGAAUGUUGGCCCAUCCACUGGAGGCACUGCAGGUGACGGUCUCGUUUAUCACAAUGGGCGCCCCUUCACAACCAAAGACAAAGACAAUGAUGCUUAUCCAGAUAAUUGUGCAGUAAGCUUUAAAGGUGCUUGGUGGUAUGGAGCAUGUCAUAAUUCCAAUCUCAAUGGGCAGUAUCUGAGAGGAACACAUGCCAGCUAUGCCGAUGGAGUCAAUUGGGAAUUUGGAAAAGGGCAGCAUUAUUCCUAUAAAAUGACUGAAAUGAAGUUCAGGCCAGUUUAAUAUGUAUUUUUUUUAUAGUUUCAAAGUAGCCAAUUUUGGGGGGCCUUCAAGAAUUUUACUAGAGAGUGACUACAUAUUACCAAAGACAUCACAAUAAUGAAGUUGUUUAAAAUGUAUGAGGGUGUACCCCACAUUUCACAGAAUAAUCUAUGAUAUGACACAUUUGUAUUUGUAACCUCAUGUGUUAUGUAUAACCAUAUACAAUA
Messenger RNA from Hyla sarda, 1148 nucleotides. RefSeq names its product ficolin-2-like. The record is from RefSeq and is a predicted model, not a curated record. NCBI's taxonomy places the organism in Eukaryota, Metazoa, Chordata, Amphibia, Anura, Hylidae. Bases 1 to 942 code for a protein of 313 amino acids. The transcript has 9 exons.